Messenger RNA from Chaetomium strumarium, 2585 nucleotides. Its product is annotated as aspartic peptidase domain-containing protein. Gene Ontology annotation, molecular function: aspartic-type endopeptidase activity. NCBI's taxonomy places the organism in Eukaryota, Fungi, Ascomycota, Sordariomycetes, Sordariales, Chaetomiaceae. Gene Ontology annotation, biological process: proteolysis. The record is from RefSeq and is a predicted model, not a curated record. The transcript is spliced from 5 exons. Bases 189 to 2291 code for a protein of 700 amino acids.
GGCAACUCAAGCUUGAUACUAUGGGACGCAGAUGAAGAUAAAAACACCGACACGCGCCGGCCAUCAGCUUAUCUGCCAUCUAGGAGGCUCUGCGCUCAAACACAGGACUCAAAGCCGACCGCUUGGAUAUAGGCGGCCAGCCUGCCCCGCUUAUCUGCGUCCCCGGAGCAGCCGCGAGUUUCGCAGCAAUGGAGGAUGACUUUCAGCUGUUCUCUUCUCUGCGCUAUGACCCGGCGCUGCUGCACGCGCCCGCCAGCAAUUUAACUCAUGCUGGGUGGAAUUGGAAUAACUCUUCGCCCUUAUACAUGCUUGAUUACCACAGGGACCGCAUGCUACUAGCAGCCACUCAUUGGGGCUGGGAUGCCGCCGUUGGGGUUCUUGAGGGCGAUGCCGGUCUGAAAAGGUUAAGGGAUUUCAUCAUGAGCAGCGUUGGGGACAACCAACCAACCCCAAUAAGAGUGAGGGUGGCCGUCACGAGAGAAGGGGAGUUGAGUGUAACUUUCGGUCCGGUUCCAGAAACACCCCUCGCGAAUCUCUUCCCAGAGCAGCUUCCGCCUCCUGGAGAAACACACAGCAAUGGGUUGAGCGGACAUAUUCCGACUAAAGCAACAGAGUACCAAGUCUUGGUGGAUGGCGUUAGGGCAGCCUGGACAAAGCACAGCCACUUCAAGACGACGAAGCGAGCGGUGUAUGACGUGGCUCGGCAACGGGCGCAGAUCAACCUUCACGACAAGGAGGUUCUGAUCAUCAACGAGGCGGACGGUACUGUGAUGGAAGGCUCCACGACCACUCCUUACUUCUGGAGGGAGGGCAAGUGGGUCACUCCCGCUGUGAGCAUGAAGCAGGGCCCCGACAAGGGGAUUGGCGGCCAGAACGGCACAUCGAGAAGAUGGGCGCUCGAGAGGGGGCUCGCCGUUGAAGAUACCGUCCUGGCAAGCUCGCUGAGGGACAGCGAGGAGUGCUGGUUGAGUAAUGGUUUCUCUGCCAGCCUCCAGAAAGCCACCGGUCUGCCCUCCAUGGACGCGAAGUCUCUGCACAAAGUGAAGGCCAUUCCCAACCAGAACUACAAGCGCCAUGGCACCAAAUCCUAUGUCUACCUGCUGAACCGCUUCGGGUUCCAACCCACCAAGCCUGGCCCCUACUUCCAGAAGUUUGUCAAGCCCAGCGCCGGCACAACCCCCGGCAGGGCCGCGCCAGGUGUGAAGCCGGGCCUGGUGUGGGAAGGCUUGUACAAGAAGACCAAGGACCAAGAGCAAGGGGAAGUCACUGCGGAGGACCAACAGAACGAUGCCGAGUACCUGUGCGAGGUCUCAAUUGGCACUGAGCCUCAGAAGGUCCUCCUAGACUUUGACACCGGCUCUGCUGAUCUCUGGGUAAGCGAGAAGAGCUUCUCGCCCAAAAAAUCAUCGACCUUCAAGCUACAGAAAGGCAUGACCUGGAGGAUCCAGUACGGCGAUGGGAGCUCGGCCUCGGGCACCGUUGGGACGGAUGUCCUCACGGUUGGCGGUCUUGCCAUCAAGAACCAGGCCAUCGAAGUGGCGAACCAGAUGUCUGCCCAGUUCAGCCAAGGCAGCAUGGAUGGCCUCCUCGGCCUUGCAUUCAGCAAGAUUAACACCGUCCAAUUGAACGGCCAACCGGCACCCCAGCCCACUCCUGUUGAAAACAUGAUCUCCCAGGAGGACAUUCCUAAAGACGCGGAGCUCUUUACGUCCGCAUUCUACAGCUCCCGGGACCAGGGAGAGAAGUCGUUCUACACGUUCGGCUGGAUCGACCAGGACCUGGUGAAGGAGUCCGGCGAGGAGAUCGCCUGGACAGACGUCGACACCUCGGAAGGCUUCUGGAUGUUCCCGAGCGAGAGCGCGACGAUCAACGGCCAGAAGAUGACGCUGUCCGGCAACAAGGCGAUCGCCGACACUGGCACCACGCUGGCGCUGGUUUCGGACGAAGUCUGCGAUGCGCUGUACGCCCAGAUCAAGGGCGCCUCGUACUCGGAGGAAUACCAGGGCUACAUCGUCCCCAAGACCAUCACGGUCGCCGACCUCCCAGACUUCAGCGUCGCCGUCGGGGGCAAGGAGUUUGUGAUCCAGAAAGAGGAUCUGCUCUUUGCGCUAGCCGACGACAACAAUUGGUACGGCGGCGUGCAGUCCCGCGGGGAGAACCCGUUCGACAUCCUGGGCGACACCUUCCUCAAGUCGAUCUAUGCGAUUUGGGACCAGGGCCACAGCCGCUUCGGUGCCGUCCCCAAGAUCGAGAAGACGCAGAACAUUACUCCUCCUUCUGAUGAGCAGUAGCCCCAGACGUCAACGCCUCGCUAGGCGGAACGGCGACUUUCGGCAUGUUACUUGGCUGAACCACGGCGUUCGAAUAUACCGACACUAGGGCAAUAAUUGGUUCUACUAACAGAUUCUGUCCUGACUUUUCAGUCACUUGCUCUGCUUGUUUUGCUUUUCCGUUGAAGCCUAGAAUUGUUGGAGAGUGUUUGGGUGGGGGAGUCAAACUCAGCCGAGUCCACGUUCCUUGUACUGGUAGUGUGGUAUUGUUAAGCUCUUUACGACGAGAUGAAAUAACGAGCCUGUAUUCUUUUC